This is a messenger RNA of Coregonus clupeaformis (lake whitefish), 690 nucleotides long. Its product is annotated as stonustoxin subunit beta-like. Bases 1 to 690 code for a protein of 229 amino acids. Gene Ontology annotation, molecular function: protein binding. The record is from RefSeq and is a predicted model, not a curated record. The transcript has 3 exons. NCBI's taxonomy places the organism in Eukaryota, Metazoa, Chordata, Actinopteri, Salmoniformes, Salmonidae.
AUGCAGAAGCUGACCAAAGUCCACAUUGUUCCACCUUCUGAGCCCCAUUAUCCUCCAUCAUUUGGGAGGACUCAGUCUGUACUGUCAGUUGGAAGACUACCAUCACGUAGGAAUGACACCACCUGUCAGGAGACAAGGCCUGAACCCAAGACCAGAGAGGAGUUCUUGGAAUAUUCCUGUCAGCUCACAUUGGAUCCCAACACAGCACAUAAAGACCUGUGUCUGUCUGAGGGGAACAGAAAGGUGACAUGGAGUCAUAAGGUCCAGUCCUAUCCUGACCAUCCAGACAGAUUUACCACCGACAACCAGGUGUUGUGUAAGGAGGGUCUGUCUGGAGUCUGCUACUGGGAGGUAGAGUGGAGCGGUUGGGUUGAUAUUGCAGUCUCAUAUAAAGGGAUCAACAGGAGAGAACCUGAUGAGUGGUUUAUCAGCAGUAAUCAGGCUUGGUGUUUGGUGUGUGGUGUCUCUAGCUGCGCCUUCUAUCACGAUAGUAAAAAGACUGCCAUACCUGUCCCCUGCUCCACCAGAGUAGGAGUGUACCUGGACCACAGGGCAGGAACUCUGUCUUUCUACAGCAUCUCUGACACAAUGACCCUCCUCCACAGAGUCCAGACCACAUUCAGUCAACCUCUCUAUCCUGGGUUUUAUGUCUCUCAUGGAUUUGUGAACAUACUGACACCGACACAGUAA